This is a messenger RNA of Chaetomium fimeti, 928 nucleotides long. RefSeq lists its product as uncharacterized. The record is from RefSeq and is a predicted model, not a curated record. The transcript has a single exon. Bases 173 to 895 code for a protein of 240 amino acids. NCBI's taxonomy places the organism in Eukaryota, Fungi, Ascomycota, Sordariomycetes, Sordariales, Chaetomiaceae.
GCUCCCUGCCUUGGAUGCAUGUGGCCUGGCACACUCAGACGAAGCCCCACGACCUCGCAAUCACCCCUAAUUUGCUGGUCUUUUCUACAAUUAUCUGCACUCACACCAGCCUUCGCCUACACGGCCCAUCCUUACGCCGGCUUUCGCCUACCAAACCACAGCCCACAACACCAUGCACGCACCGGAGAGCACCCGUGAAGAGCGGUAUCGAUCUCGAGACGACAACAAGUCUCCAGCUCGAGCCCAUCACCUCGCCGCCCUUUACCUCCUCCCAAUCCUCACAACCGCCUUAGCCCUCUGGGCACUCCUCCACACCUGGCACCUCCAACUCUCACCCAACCUCUCUCACCACCACAGCCACCAGCGCAACAACCACCACCCCAACCCCCCCAAACCCCUCCCAACCCACCCCCACCGCUGGACAACCUGCGGCACCUCCCCCUCCGAAGCCCGCGCCCGCGGCUGCCGCUUCGACAUCCUCAGCUUCGCGUGGCAAACACCCGAGUGCUACGACUCGGACCUGAUGGCCGCCUUCCUGGCCCACCACGCCUGGCAGUUCUACGCCCACGCCAACCGCACCGACGAGACGGUCGACCUCGCCGUCGCGCUGCGGGGCGAGCGCACACUGUACGUGGACUGGGAGUACCAUGUUGCGCAUUGUACGUUCAUGUGGCGCCAGAUGCACAGGGCGUACGCGGUGCGGGGGUUUGUGGAUGCGCAUUUGGAUGGGUAUGGGCAUACGCUGCAUUGUCAGGGGGUGUUGUUGGAGAGGGGGAUGCCGGGGGGUGUGGUGAAUGUGGUGGCCGCGGUGAAGUAUCCCGAGUGUAGAGAGGUGGGGGGGCGUGGGCGUGGGACGGAGUCAUUCUAUGCCCAGGGGGCAGUCCAUGAGGGUUGAACGUUGCGGGGUGGACACAUUGUCUGGGUUGGC